This is a messenger RNA of Oncorhynchus masou masou (cherry salmon), 3912 nucleotides long. RefSeq names its product neuropilin-1a-like. The record is from RefSeq and is a predicted model, not a curated record. The transcript has 18 exons. Gene Ontology annotation, molecular function: semaphorin receptor activity; vascular endothelial growth factor receptor activity; vascular endothelial growth factor binding. Gene Ontology annotation, cellular component: focal adhesion; axon; plasma membrane. Bases 21 to 2804 code for a protein of 927 amino acids. NCBI's taxonomy places the organism in Eukaryota, Metazoa, Chordata, Actinopteri, Salmoniformes, Salmonidae. Gene Ontology annotation, biological process: vasculogenesis; response to wounding; sprouting angiogenesis.
AUUUUUAUAACAAAACAAGGAUGCAUUGUGGAUUAGUGCUGUUCCUCUUAAUGGAAAUCCUCUUCGUUGGUAAAGCUUUCAAAAAUGACAAGUGUGGGGACAACAUCAGAAUAACGAAUGCGAAUUACCUCACUUCACCUGGCUAUCCGGCAUCAUAUUUGCCAUCUCAGAAAUGCGUUUGGGUGAUUACAGCGCCUGGACCUCACCAGAGAAUUCUAAUCAACUUUAACCCGCAUUUUGAUCUCGAGGACAGAGAGUGCAAGUAUGACUAUGUGGAGGUACGUGACGGCGUGGACGAGAGUGGGCAGCUGGUGGGGAAGUACUGUGGGAAGAUCGCCCCGUCACCCGUGGUGUCUUCUGGGUACCAGCUCUACAUCAAGUUUGUGUCCGACUACGAGACCCAUGGAGCAGGCUUCUCCAUCCGCUACGAGGUCUUCAAAACAGGUCCGGAAUGUUCCAGGAACUUCACAUCUAACAAUGGGGUAAUAAAGUCACCUGGUUUUCCAGAGAAGUAUCCUAACAACCUGGACUGCACCUUCAUGAUCUUUGCCCCCAAGAUGUCCGAGAUCAUCCUGGAGUUUGAGAGCUUCGAGCUUGAGCCUGACACCACCCCUCCCACCGGGGUCUUCUGUCGAUACGAUAGGCUGGAGAUCUGGGACGGCUUCCCUGGAGUUGGUCCGUAUAUUGGGCGGUACUGUGGUCAGAACACCCCAGGUCGUAUCAUCUCCUACACGGGCAUCUUGGCACUGACAAUCAACACCGAUAGUGCCAUCGCCAAGGAAGGCUUCUCUGCCAACUUCACGGUGUUGGAGCGGACUGUGCCAGAGGAUUUUGACUGUACAGACCCAUUAGGUAUGGAAUCGGGGGAGAUAGCAUCAGAGCAGAUCGUAGCUUCUUCUCAGUACAACCCCGGCUGGUCCCCGGAGCGAGCCAGACUCAACUACUACGAGAACGCAUGGACACCAGGAGAGGACAACAACAAGGAGUGGAUACAGGUGGACUUGGGUUUCCUUCGGUUUGUGUCGGGCAUCGGAACACAGGGGGCGGUUUCCCAGGAGACCAGGAAAACCUACUGGAUCAAGUCCUACAAGGUGGAUGUCAGCUCUAACGGAGAAGACUGGAUCACACUAAAGGAGGGGUCAAAACAGAAGGUUUUCCAAGGGAACACCAACCCUACUGAUGUUGCCAGGACGAUGCUUCCCAAACCCACUCUCACCCGCUUCGUCCGGGUCCGGCCUGUUACCUGGGAAAUGGGCAUCGCUCUGCGCUUCGAGGUGCACGGCUGUAAGAUAUCAGAGUACCCAUGUUCGGGCAUGCUGGGCAUGGUAUCAGGUCUGAUCACAGAUGCCCAGAUCACAGCUUCGUCCCACACUGACCGGAGCUGGGUUCCUGAGAACGCCCGCCUGCUGACCAGCCGCUCUGGGUGGACCCUGCUUCCCCAGCCCCAGCCCUUCGCCUCAGAGUGGCUACAGGUGGAUCUGGGGGAGGAGAAGCUGGUGAGAGGACUCAUCAUCCAGGGAGGGAAAUACAGAGAGAACAAGGUUUUCAUGAAGAAGUUCAGACUGGGAUACAGUAACAAUGAAUCUGAUUGGAAGAUGGUCCAGGACGCUAACGGCAACAAGCCAAAGAUUUUCGAAGGGAAUCAGAACUACGAUACGCCAGAGCUGAGGACCGUGGAGCCCUUGCUGACACGCUACGUCAGGGUCUACCCAGAGAGGUCCACCCCUGCUGGAAUGGGCCUCCGACUCGAGCUCCUGGGCUGUGAGAUUGAAGCUCCCACUCCCCUCCCCACCACACUGGCAUCCACAACUCCGUCAGAUGAGUGUGAUGAUGACCAGGCCAGCUGCCACAGUGGAACAGGUGAUGACUACGAUGUGACAGGUGGGACCACUGCGCCAGAGGGCAAGACAGAGGUGGACACCAUCCCAGCGUUCCUGUGGUUUGCGUGUGACUUUGGCUGGGCCAACGACCCCUCGUUUUGCGGCUGGACCUCAGAGGACAGCGACUUCAGAUGGCAGAUACAGUCCAGCGGCACGCCCACGCUCAACACCGGACCCAACAUGGACCACACAGGCGGAUCUGGUAACUUCAUCUACACCCUAGCGACGGGCUCCCAGGAAACAGAGGUUGCUAGGCUGGUCAGUCCGGUGGUGACAGUUGGUCAGUCUGACCUGUGCGUGUCGUUCUGGUACCACAUGUUCGGCUCGCACAUUGGCACGUUGCACAUCAAACAGAGGAAGGAGAUGGUCGAUGGCAUGGCUGACAUACUACUGUGGACCGUCAGCGGUCACCAGGGCAACCGCUGGAGAGAGGGACGCGUGCUAGUACCGCACUCCAGUAAACCCUAUCAGGUGGUGAUUGAAGGGUUUGUAGAGAGGAAGAGUUGGGGUGACAUUGCUGUGGAUGAUAUCAAGAUCCUGGACAAUCUGAACAUGGCUGACUGCAAGGAUCCUGAUGUUCCUACAGAGCCCAUGCUGCCUGAAGACCGAUUUAAUGAAAUGAUUGUGGACAUCACAGACUUCCCUGACAUGAUGGAGAACAAUGAGAUCCUCAACGGUGUCAGUGGCGGGGCAGGCAACAUGCUGCAGACACUGGACCCCAUCCUCAUCACCAUCAUCGCUAUGAGUGCCCUGGGGGUCUUCCUGGGGGCCAUCUGUGGGGUCGUCCUCUACUGUGCCUGCUCACAUGGCCACAUGUCAGACAGGAACUUAUCCGCUCUGGAGAACUAUAACUUUGAGCUGGUGGACGGAGUCAAGCUAAAGAAAGACAAACUCAACUCACAGAAGUCAUACACAGAGGCGUGAGCGGGAAGGGGGAAGUGAGAUGUGUGUGUGUGGGGAGUGUAGCAUUUCGUGCGUGUGCACAAGACUGUAGGCAUAGCCAAGACUCAAUGUGUGGCUGGGGCUAAAGGAACUGCUGGAGGCCUCUCAUUGGAGGAGGCCCAGGUUAAGGAACCAAUGGGAGGUUGUGAUUGAGCCAUUGCUUUUCUCAGGAGCUGCAGUAAUGGGAACCUACCAGUAGGAGACACUGUGUACAAAAUUAAAUACAGGAGGAAAAAAUAUGUACAGAUGAUUAGAUUAUUAUUUAAAUUGUUCUAUUUGAUUUUCAUUCAUUUUUACAAUCGGAUGCUGGUGUUGAGACCAAUUUAAUUAUCACAAUGUUUAAAGUAUUUAUCAUAUUCUGUGAGGAAGACACAUUUUUGUUAUUAUAAUUAUUUUAAAUCAAAGUCAUUUUUGUGUUGAAGGAGAAGUAUCAAAACCCAAAAUUAACCAUAACUGACAAUAUUGUUGGUCAUACUGCACCAUGGUGGAGUAGCAGCAGGGUGUGCCCUCUGCCCCCCUGACCUCUGCCCCUGUCUACAGGUGUGGGUCAGAGGUUAAAGGUAAAGGUUGCACCCCUUGGCAGUAGAUGGUUCUGACAGUGCCUUUAAUACAUAUUUGUUGGCUUCCUUGUUGAUAUUGGAGUUUUUACAUCUCUUACGUUCUGACCACGUUGUGACAUCUGAAGCAGGGGCUUUAAAUUAGCUAACAAUCAAGUCUGCAAAACAGGAUCCAAUCCCUCCAUGGCACUUUUCUCUCUCUGUCCCAGACCCACAUAUAAUUGUAUAUACGUUUUAAUAUAUUUUCAUUAUUUUAAAGAAAAAAAAUGGAAAAAAAGCUGCAGUAUCCCUUUUUCCAAUGGGUUGUGUGUUGUAAAUACAAUCAUCUGCCUGUUGUUGUGAAGAGUGAAGUAUUUUGGUUGAAUUGUUUCAUUUCGAGCAGGCUCUGUGUGCUGUGUAAAGAUAGGCCAGUGCACAUUCAAAGAAGACAUGUUCUAUCUUCUAGAUGCAAUCCGCUUCACGGCACCAUGUGGAGGACGAAGAAGUUACUGUAAACAGAAAAGGAAAAAAUAAAAACAGUUGUAUUCAUGUUA